UUACCUACAGAUUUUUGGCAAACACAUGAGCCGACAUACAUGUUUAAGUAUGACAGUGUUCACGGUCAAUGGAAGAACAAUGAGCUCAAGGUUAAGGAUGAGAAGACUCUUCUCUUUGAUGAGAAGCCUGUUACUGUAUUUGGCAUAAGAGACCCAGAGGAAAUCCCAUGGGCUGAGGCUGGAGCAGAGUACAUCGUGGAGUCAACUGGAGUCUUCAUUGAUAAAGACAAGGUUGCUGCCCACUUGAAGGGUGGUGCUAAGAAAGUAGUCAUUUCUGCUCCUAGCAAGGAUGCACCUAUGUUUGUUGUUGGUGUCAAUGAAAAGGAAUACAAGCCAGACCUCAACAUCGAUUCUAAUGCUAGCUGUACUACUAACUGCCUUGCACCUCUGGCAAAGGUUAUUCAUGACAGGUUUGGAAUCGUUGAGGGUCUUAUGACUACAGUUCACUCCAUAACCGCCACCCAGAAAACUGUUGAUGGACCAUCAGCUAAGGACUGGAGGGGAGGAAGAGAUGCAUCAUUCAACAUUAUCCCCAGCAGCACUGGAGCUGCAAAGGCUGUUGGAAAGGUGCUACCAUCAUUGAAUGGAAAGUUAACAGGAAUGUCUUUCCGAGUUCCAACAGUCGAUGUCUCUGUGGUUGAUCGCACAGUGAGGUUGGAGAAAGAAGCCACCUAUGAUGAAAUCAAGGCUGCUAUCAUGUUGAACUCAUUUACUUUUGAACACUUGCGCUGUCACCUGCUAAGCUGAUCAUAUUUUUCUUCGCUUUUUCCCUCCUUCAAACUUGACUUCAUUUCUCUUAUUUUCAUCUUUAUUUACACGUUGAAUGUAUUCUUUAGUUUUAACUUGCCCCCUUUAUCUUUGGAUCUACUCGCUUGUUCUUUUACAUAUGCUUUGCUCUAUAUACUAAAAUUUCUUUGUAUCUUAUAUUUUUACAAAUACCAACUUCCUACCUUGUUUAUAUGACAGGGCAAGUUGGAGAUCACAAUUUAGACUGCAUCCUGGCUGACCUUCAAUUUAAUUCAUUGCAUUAUGUUAAUAUGUAAAUAGAACAUUUAUAGAAAUCUUUAGAUCUCUGGAUCUAACUUUAAAUA
Solanum lycopersicum (tomato) is the source of this 1091-nucleotide messenger RNA. RefSeq names its product glyceraldehyde-3-phosphate dehydrogenase, cytosolic-like. Gene Ontology annotation, molecular function: NAD binding; glyceraldehyde-3-phosphate dehydrogenase (NAD+) (phosphorylating) activity. Gene Ontology annotation, cellular component: cytosol. Gene Ontology annotation, biological process: glycolytic process. The record is from RefSeq and is a predicted model, not a curated record. Lineage: Eukaryota; Viridiplantae; Streptophyta; Magnoliopsida; Solanales; Solanaceae.